Messenger RNA from Histoplasma mississippiense, 687 nucleotides. RefSeq lists its product with no specific name. Bases 1 to 687 code for a protein of 228 amino acids. The record is from RefSeq and is a predicted model, not a curated record. NCBI's taxonomy places the organism in Eukaryota, Fungi, Ascomycota, Eurotiomycetes, Onygenales, Ajellomycetaceae. The transcript has 9 exons.
AUGGCUAAGCGAUCUGGUUCCUGCUGGUUGAUUUCGUGCCUAAAUGCUGACGGAAAUCUCGUUUUCAUGAUCCACGCGGCCCCACUUAUGGCAGCAGUUUCCUAUUUUUUUUCUGCUCGGCUUUCUUUGAUUCAUGCAUCCUCAUAUGCAACAGCUUUUGACGCCGUGCAAUUGAGACAUGUGACAGGCCAAGGCGGCUUCGACAGGGCUUCAGCAGGGGCUAACAUGCUCAUUCACAUGCAGAUUAUCUUGAUCUAUCUGAGGGUGUCGUGGGGUAAAAGGCACCUGAGAAACCAAACUAGCUUUGAUGUCUGGAGGCGAGGCAUUCCCAAAAGGAGGCCUGGAUACCCGGUCUGCGUGUUGGAUUUUGCUGGCGGCGAUGGUGUAAGGGGUGUUGUGGAUAAGCGGGAGGGGGGAGGAAGGGGGGAAGGGGAGAAGGGGAGAAGCAUAUAUCUUCUCGAAGCUACAAGUACGGAUGCGUCUGUAACUAUCGAUAGUCAGAAGGAAGCUCUCGUUCGCUUUCUGUGGACGGGGUUUCUUCAAUGGUAUCCAAUCGACAGAGCGCGCAGCACGUUUGCUUUGGCUGAAUCCUGGUACAAGUUUUCAACCUGUAUAUCUCCAGCCCAGUCCAAGCCUUCCCGUGGUAUAUUUAUAAUUUACUGCCAGGUCAUCAUGAAGCGAAUCUAA